CAGAAACGGAGACACGAUGGAGCAAUUUAUGAAAACCGGAUCAUCUUCAUUAAACUUACAACUGUACAGAGAUACGAAGAACACUUUCAAAAUAGUUCUGCUUUUACUACUCUUGAAUGAUGCAUUGGGUGCCGAGAAACAUAAAAUCAAAGCAGUUUUAAUAAAAGAGGGUGAAGACAUUGCUCUGCGUACUGGUGAGAAUGAAGUACAGAGAGAAGAUGACAUAUUCUGGAUGUUUGGAGAUAAAGGCAAACUCAUAGCUGAAAUCAAUAUAAAUCUCAAAAUAUUUGAAACGUAUGAUGAGAUAUUUGGUGACAGACUGGAGCUGGAUCGUCAGACUGGAUCUCUCAUUAUCAGACACAGUAGAACCACAGACUCUGGAGUUUAUACAAUGCAGAUUGUCAACAAAGGAGCAACCAUAUACAGGAGAUUUUAUGUCAGCAUCAGCGAUGCACUUGGUGCCAAGCCACACAAAAUCAAAACCGUUUCAGUGAAAGCGGGAGAAAGUGUUGAUCUGCUUUCUGGUAAAACCAAUAUACAGAAAGAUGAUGAGAUACUGUGGAUGUUUGGAAAGGAACGCAUGCUCUUAGCUGAAAUUAAAACAAAGCUCAAAAUCUUCCAAACAUAUGAUGGUGAUGAUGGGAAAUUUAAGGACAGACUGAAGCUGGAUCAACAGACUGGAUCUCUCAUUAUCAAAAACAGCAGAACCACAGACUCUGGAGUUUAUAGAAUGCAGAUUAUCAACAAAGGAGCAGCCAUAUACAAUACAUUCUAUGUCACUGUCAGAGGCGAGUAA
This is a messenger RNA of Labeo rohita (rohu), 796 nucleotides long. RefSeq lists its product as uncharacterized. The transcript is spliced from 3 exons. NCBI's taxonomy places the organism in Eukaryota, Metazoa, Chordata, Actinopteri, Cypriniformes, Cyprinidae. The coding region runs from base 17 to 796 and encodes 259 amino acids. The record is from RefSeq and is a predicted model, not a curated record.